Molecule: messenger RNA, 2376 nt
Organism: Asterias rubens (European starfish)
Lineage: Eukaryota; Metazoa; Echinodermata; Asteroidea; Forcipulatida; Asteriidae
Product: beta-galactosidase-1-like protein 2
Exons: 19
Coding region: 159-2240 (693 amino acids)
Biological process (GO): carbohydrate metabolic process
Cellular component (GO): vacuole
Molecular function (GO): beta-galactosidase activity
Source: RefSeq, a predicted model, not a curated record
AUUUCCACCAGGUACAUUUCCAACUCAUGCAGAGGAACAAGUGCCGAAUUUGUGUAGUAUGCAUCACUGAACAAACAUUGUUCGUCGCUUUUGUCCCCCCGCCCAACUCGUGCAAACAACGACAUUCCCGGACAGUUUGGUGAACUGUGACCCGGAGAAUGAGUCGUUCUCACCCUCAAAGCGGAGUCGGUGAUGGAGGAAAGGGUUCUGUAAUUUUUAACAUGUCACAGAUCUCCGUUCGUUCGGUGCACUUGUUGCGUUGGUUGUUAAUUGUGGCUGCGGUGCUAGGGUUUGCUUAUGUCUUUUAUUGGCAUCGGUCACAUCUGCAAGCCGAGGCUAACCGAAGGCUGGGAAUCGGUGAUAUAGAGGUACCAUCUCUGAAAAAUGUGGGUCCAGAAUUCAUUCUUGGAAAGGUGGCCAAGAAGCUCAGAAUUCUCUCUGGGAGUUUUCAUUACUUCAGGGUCGUUCCUGAGUAUUGGGAAGAUCGCCUCCUGAAGAUGAAAGCAUGUGGGCUCAACACGAUCACCACGUACGUUCCGUGGAAUAUGCAUGAACAAGUCAGGGGUGAAUUUGACUUCUCUGGCCAAUUGGAUAUCGUAGCCUUUCUAAAUCUUGCCAAGAAGGUUGGCUUGCACGUUAUCCUAAGGCCAGGGCCCUACAUCUGUGCUGAGUGGGAUCUUGGAGGGCUGCCAAGUUGGCUCCUAAGCUACGAUGAGAUGAAGCUGCGCUCCAUGUAUCCUCUUUUUGUUGACGCUGUGGAUAAAUACUUUGAUCAACUGCUCCCUCUUGUUGCGGGACUUCAGCAUUAUCGCGGAGGACCAAUUAUAGCAUUUCAAGUUGAGAAUGAGUAUGGGUCUUACGGCAGCGACAAACAGUACAUGACUUUCAUCAAAGAGGCCAUGGAGAAGCGUAACCUCAAGGAAAUGUUUCUGACGUCUGAUAAUAGCAGAACGGCAAUGAAAAACGGACAUCUGCCUGAUGUUCUGGUGACGGCAAAUUUCCAAGUCGAUGCUGAAAGACACUUUCAAGAAGUGAAAGAAAUUCAGGGUUCGGACAAACCGUUGAUGGUGAUGGAGUUCUGGUCAGGAUGGUUUGACCACUGGGGGGAGAAGCAUCAUGUCUUCAGCUCUAGCGGUAUUGCUGACUUGGUCAAAACGAUCCUAGAUUUGGAUGCCUCGAUCAACUUCUACAUGUUUCACGGAGGCACUAACUUCGGUUUCAUGAACGGCGCAAAUGUUUUACCGGGCGAGGGACAAACGUACACGUACGCAGCUGAUGUUACAAGUUACGAUUAUGAUGCACCGUUAUCGGAAGCAGGAGAUCUGACUGAAAAAUACUACAAAGUGAAGGACGCAUUGAAGGCUAACACUGCAAAAGGCACAAUUCCAGACAACCUGCCAAGCAUCCCCACCCAGAUUGGUAAAAUGGCGUACGGUGACGUCAAGCUAACACACUACAUGACCAUGGACGAUGCGAUAGAAUUUAUUGGGAAACCAAUCACUACGGAGAAUCCUGUUGCCAUGGAGAAGUUGCCCAUCAACCAAAAUGGAGGCCAGGGUUACGGUUUUCUUCUUUAUCGUACGAACAUCGAUCACAAACCUGAGACGCUUCAUCUGAAUCACCCACCGCACGACAGAGCUCAGGUAUUCCUCAAUUCUAAACCCGUUGGAGUAAUGACAAGAGUGACUGAUAAAAAAGAUACUACGCUUGCAUUAACGGGCGGUGAAGACGGUCAGAAUGUGCUGGAACUCUUCGUUGAGAACAUGGGUCGGGUUAAUUACGGUGACAUCUUAGACCACGAAAGAAAAGGAAUAUUGGGAGGUGUACAAGUUGAUGGCAAGCCGCAGACAAACUGGGACAUGUUUCCUUUUGAAUUCAAAAAGCCCUUUUUGGAGGCUGUUUCUUCCUCCUCUAACUGGAAGGAAUUUACAGUCGAUGUGAAAAGACCAGCACUCUACAAAGGUGUGCUAGAAAUUAACGACAAGACGCCUAAAGACACAUUUGUGGAUAUGACGGGAUGGGAAAAAGGUGUUAUUUUCAUCAAUGGUUUUAAUCUUGGUCGUUAUUGGAACAUUGGUCCAACUACGAGGUAUUAUUUGCCUGGUCCCCUUCUAAAAAAUGGGAAAAAUGAGAUUAUUAUUUUUGAGCUUCAUCACGGCAGCGAUAAAAUCACCCUGACGGACAAGCAUAGCUUGGGUGAAGUAGUUCACGUAACGAAUGAUGAAGAUAUACCACAAUGAAGAGCAAACUGAAUCGAUCUACAGAACAACGUCAGAUCCUGGGGAUGUUACUUCAUUUUUCUCGCAAAGAUGACUUGAAGGGACACGUUGCCUUGGAUCGGUCGAUUUGGUGUAUGAAAAGCAUUUGAAACUGUUC